Gasterosteus aculeatus aculeatus (three-spined stickleback) is the source of this 6392-nucleotide messenger RNA. Lineage: Eukaryota; Metazoa; Chordata; Actinopteri; Perciformes; Gasterosteidae. The record is from RefSeq and is a predicted model, not a curated record.
AGCUGCAGGUCUGCCGGAGACCGGCCGAGGUCGCUCUGCUCUCUCCCCCCUCUCCCCCUCCCACACGCUACAGUAUACAGCAGCUUUUUCCGGUCGGCCAGCCUCAAGUUCCUCUCGAGAACCUCCGGCGUCGGACGCGCAGACCGAGCAGACGUCAGCGGGGGAUCCCGGUUCGAGGAACCCCGGGACGGCUCUCUCGCGGCCCGCGGCCCGCCUCCAGCCCUCGGUUGCAGGGGAAGGGCUCCCGACGGCGGUGCAACGUGCCCAGGGAGGAGGAGUGAGUGCAGGGGGGAAGGGGGUGGGGGGGAGAAGGGUCCGGCGGAUGGGAGAGACACCGCUCCGUGGUCUCCAGUGCGCGCGCGCCUCCCUCUCUCUCUCUCUCUCUCUCUCUCUCCGUCUCUGUCUCUCGCCGUUACGCGUCCUCUCCCUCGCCCGCCUGCCCGCCCGACGCGUCCCCGCAGAAGUCUUCCGAGCGGGAGGGACGCGGAGUCCAGUGAGCGGCAAAGCGAGGAGCGGCAGGAGGACACUCAGAGAAUGGAAACCCGAGGCCAGCGGCGGGGAGGAUUGCGCUGGUGUGCUGCCUGAAGCAUCUGGAAAGGAUAAGCCGAAGAGACCCUCUCUCCCUCUUCUCCCCCACACCCCCUUCCACAGAAACCAGGGGACCACUCAUCCCAUUUCAGGGGUUCCUGCUCCAGAGUGAUAUCUGCUGUCUUUUGGUUGUCCACUUCUAUCUCGUGCCUGCUGUGAUUCGGAAGGACCGUUUCCUCCCGUCCCCGGUGGCGUGGACAUGUUGGACAAUUAGCGCCUUCGCGGAUUAAAGGGAUUUUAACGGACAGGCAUCCUGGCAUCCUCCCACACACCAGUGAUCCUGCGAGGCGUGCGCGUAGCUAUGCAGUGAAGAUGUGUGCAGCCAGGUUCAGCGGCUGCCACAACGGCUGUGCCGAGGGGGCCGCCGGCGGUCCCGCGGGGUCUCCGGGUCCGGCCACAGCAUCCCGGGCGCUGGACUGGACGGAGGCCGGCCCGCGCAUCCUCCACAGCCUCGAGAUGGGGACAGUGAUGACCCUCUUCUACCAGAAGAAGUCCCAGAGGCCCGAGAGGAGAACCUUCCAGAUAAAGCAAGACAUGCGGCAGAUAGUGUGGGGACGAAACCCUGAGAAAGUAGAAGGAGAGGUGGACAUACGAGAGAUCCGGGAGCUGCGGUUGGGGAAAGGCUCCCGUGAUUUUGAGCGCUACCCGGAGGAGGCCCGUAAACUUGACACCGCCCACUGCUUCAUCGUGCUCUACGGCCUGGAGUUUCGCCUCAAGACGCUCAGCGUGGCCGCCUUCAGCGAAGAGGAGGUCAACAUGUGGAUCACUGGGCUCAACUGGCUGAUGAUGGACACUCAGAGAGCUCCCGCACCACAGCAGAUUGACAGGUGGCUGAGGAAGCAGUUUGAAGCCAUGGACCGGACCCACGAGGGCAGCAUCACGGUGAAGGACGUGAAAGGUCUGCUGCCUCAGGUCAACUACAGAGUGCCCAACACGCGCUUCCUCAAAGACAAGCUGCAGGAGGUGGAGGCCAGGAGCGACUUGUCGUACCCCAACUUCUCCCAGCUCUACAGAACGCUGAUGUUCGACGCUCAGAAGACUAUUAUUGAGCAGCUGGAGCUCUCCUUCCCACUGCGGAACGUUGAUCGCCCGGAGCUUUGUCAGAUCUCCCUCUACGACUUCCAGAAGUUUUUACAGAUGGACCAGAAGGAGUCCUGGGCAGCGGACCUGAGUCGCGUCAGAGAGUUCCUCGCGGGGUACACGAGGGGCGGACCGCAGCCGGAGCCCAUGCUGCAACUUGACGAGUUCCUGACGUUCCUGUUCUCUAAAGAGAAUUCUGUGUGUGACCCUCGGCUGUCGCCUGUCGUUGCCGACGACAUGAAAAGGCCGCUGUCUCAGUACUGGAUCUCCUCUUCACACAACACCUACCUGACAGGUGACCAGUUUUCCAGCGAGUCCUCUCUGGAAGCCUACGCCCGCUGCCUCAGGAUGGGCUGCCGCUGCAUCGAACUGGACUGUUGGGACGGACCUGACGACCUGCCGAUCAUCUACCACGGUCACACGUUGACCUCCAAGAUCAAGUUCCUGGACGUGCUGCACACCAUCAAAGAACAAGCCUUCGUCACGUCAGACUACCCCGUGAUCCUGUCCAUCGAGGACCACUGCAGCGUGGUCCAGCAGAGGAACAUGGCCACGCACUUCAAGAAGGUGUUUGGAGAUCUGCUGCUCACCAAGCCGGUCGAUAACAACGCGGAGGAGCUCCCCUCGCCGUACCAGCUACGCAGGAAGAUCCUCAUCAAGCACAAGAAGCUGGUCGAGGGCACGCUGUACGAAGAGGUGUCUUCAGCCAGCUACUCGGAGAACGACAUCAGCGACUCGCUGAAGAACGGCAUCCUUUACCUGGAAGACCCCAUCGACCACACGUGGACGCCGCACUAUUUCGUCCUGACCAGUAAUAAGAUUUACUACUCAGAGGAGACGUCCCACUACCAGACGGCCGAGGAAGAGGAGGAGGAGGACGAAGGAAGAGAGGAGUGUAACAAUAACGAGCAGCACUGUGCGGAGCGCUGGUUCCACGGGAAGCUGGGUGGAGGUCGCGACGGUCGGCAGGUGGCUGAGAAGCUCCUGCAGGAGUACUGCGAGGGCGGGGCCAAAGACGGCACCUUCCUGGUCCGGGAGAGCGAGACGUUUGUCGGAGACUACACCCUUUCGUUCUGGCGCUCCGGCCGCGUCCAGCACUGCAGGAUCCAUUCGCGCCAGGAGUCCGGCUCCACCCGCUUCUACCUGACUGACAACCUGGUGUUCGACAGCCUCUACCGCCUCAUCUGCCACUACAGAGACACGCCUCUGCGCUGCAACGAGUUCGAGAUGAGGCUGGGGGGCCCCGUGCCUCAGCCCAACGCCCACGAGAGCCGAGAGUGGUACCACUCCAGUCUGUCCCGUGUCCAGGCGGAGCACAUGCUGAUGCGCGUCCCCAGGGACGGAGCUUUCCUGGUGCGAAAACGCAGCGAAAACCACUCCUACGCCAUCUCCUUCAGGGCGGAGGGGAAGAUCAAACACUGUCGCAUUCAGCAGGAAGGCCGUCUCUUCAUGUUGGGCAGCUCGGCGGAGUUCGAGAGUCUCGUCGACCUCGUGAGCUACUAUGAGAAACAUCCUCUGUACCGCAAGAUGAGGCUGCGGUACCCCAUCAACGAGGACACGCUGGAUCGCAUGGGCACCGCCGAGCUCGACUACGGGGCUUUGUAUGAGGUCCGCAGCCCUCAUUUCUAUGUGGAGGCCAAUAAGAUGCCCUCAGCACGGUGCACGGUCAAAGCGCUGUACGACUAUCGAGCUCAGAGGGAGGACGAGCUGUGUUUCCCCAAGCAGGCGCUGGUCACCAACGUGGACAAGCAGGAGGGCAGCUGGUGGCGAGGUGACUACGGAGGGAAGAAACAGCUGUGGUUCCCCGCCAACUACGUGGAGGAGGUUCCCAGUUCUCCCACCAGGGAGAUGGAUGACGCAUCCACGGAGAAUAGUCCUCUUGGAACAUUCCUGAAGGGCUUCAUCGACGUGCCCACCUGCCAUGUCGCUUUGUCUCCCUGGGUGUGUCCCGGGGGGCAUAAGGGCGGGAAGAAAUCCCGCCCCCCCGUGUUCCCCCUCCACUCCCCGCAGCUGUCGUCCCCCCCGGGUCAGAACCUGGAUGUGGGGGCCGACAGCGCGGAGGAAGUGACCCGCUGGGUCGGCAAGAUCAGGGCGGCGGCGCAAAAAGCCCACGCGCGGAUGCCGGGAGAGAAGCAAAUGGAGAGGAGGAAGAAGAUCGCGGUGGAGCUGUCGGAGCUCGUGAUCUACUGCAGACCCGUCCCGUUCAACGAGGACAAGAUCGGGACGGAGCGGGCAUGGUACCGGGACAUGUCCUCCUUCCCGGAGACCAAGGCGGAGAAGUUUGCCACCCGCAGCAAAGGGAAACGCUUCCUGCAGUACAAUCGGCGUCAGCUCUCCAGGGUUUACCCCAGAGGGCAGAGGCUGGACUCCUCAAACUACGACCCGCUCUCCAUGUGGCUCUGUGGCUCCCAGCUGGUCGCACUCAACUUCCAGACCCCGGAUAAACCCAUGCAGCUGAACCAGGCCCUGUUCAUGCUGGGAGGGGCCAGUGGCUUCGUCCCACAGCCCGACGUCAUGAGGGACGAGGCCUUCGACCCUUUCGACAAGGACACGUUACGCGUGGAGCCGAUCACCGUCCAGUUGCAGGUGCUGGGAGCCCGUCAUCUCCCUAAAAACGGCCGCAGCAUCGUCUGUCCCUUCGUGGAGGUGGAGAUCUGUGGAGCCGACUACGACGGCUGCAAAUGCAAGACCGACGUCGUCGCUGAUAACGGACUGAAUCCUGUGUGGCUGCAGAAGCAGUUUGUGUUUGACAUCCACAACCCCACCUUCUCCUUUCUGCGGUUCACCGUCUUCGAGGAGGACAUGUUCAGUGACCCCAACUUCCUGGCACAGGCGACCUACCCGGUGCGUCUGCUACGAACAGGCUACAGGAGCAUCCCGCUUAAGAACAGCUACAGCGAAGAGCUGGAGCUGGCAUCGCUUCUGGUCCACGUGGAGAUCGUCAAUGCAAAGGAGGAGGACGAUGAGAACAUGUACAUGACCAUCCAGCGUCUGCGGGAUCGAACCAGCGAGCUGUCCAACCAGGUGUCCCUCCUGGAGAGGUCGGGCUCAGGGGACCUCGGGUACCAGCAGAGUCUGGAGGAGCUCCGAGCAGCUCAGGACCAACUGAGUGAGCUGGUGGAGGCUCGAAACCACAGGCUGAUGGAGAAGAAAAGAAGAGAGAAACUGAGGCAGCAGGUGACAGCAAAGCGCAGCUAAUCCGCCUUCCUACAGUCACAACUGGACUAAAAACCAUAAACUGUGAGACACCAGAGCAAAAAGUGACAAACAGAAGCGUCUCAUGGACAAAAAAUAAAUAAAACCUCACAUAAUGAAGCUAUAAAAGCAAUCAUGGACUUGAUGCUGAAACCCAUUCAGAGUGAAACAGGUUCUGCUGAUGAUUUCAUGAUGACGUACCAGAGUUCUGAUCAUCAUCGGACAGAAAAGUAACCGGCAACCUUUUGGUUUUGCAUCGGACUGUUGAUCUGAACACAAGACAUUUAUUAUGAAGACAUCCAGGAAAUAAUUAACAUUUCAUGAACCAAAUCAAAACACGGAUCAUCAAUGGAAAGUCUUAAUGUGAUGAAUGUCUGCCACGACAACAAAAAGUGCUUUUCUGCUUUAAAACAAAAGAUGAAUUCUGUCAAAGAUGAGACGAGAGCAAUCAAUCAAUGUUGUUGAUUGAUCCCCGUGAUUAUAACACAGCAUUGCACGUGACUAGGGACGUCCCUACUGCACCAAACGGACACUGUUCUAGUGUCUUAAUUAAGGAUAAAAAGAACUGAACUGUUAGUUAUCAAAGUAAUGGUAUCAAAGACCCGUAUAAACCCAAAAGAGGAAGUUUAUAGCUUAUAAAGUUCACUCUUAAUGUGUUUUGGUCUUGAGGGGAAAACUCAGGUAACACAAAUGGAACAAAGGGAGAAAAUAUCACCCAUGUGCCUUUGAUAUCGCUCUUUGGGACAAGGUCAAUUAAAACUUGCACCACCUCUGGAAUAGCGAGUCUCCAACCUCCAACCAACCAGCGGAUUCUGCUCAGAAAGCUGCUCAUGAAAUGGGUUUAAAAAGGGUUUUUAGUUCCACGUGAACUCUGACAGCAGAACCUCUCCACCCGGAGGUCAGAUGUUCCUUUUCCACCUGGGAGAGCGCUAACUGGAUGAGCUGUGAGGAAUAAAUCCUCACCAGAUCGCACCGAGGAGGUCUUUGAACACCUCUUCAAAGGGCUCUGAAUGAACUACCCCCCUCGUAUCAGAUGUUUUCAUCUCAGUCAGAUGAAGAAGGGCUGUGAAUAAAAACGAGUUCCAUCAUCUGGCUCCAAUCAACAGAUGCAAAUCUACUGGAUCUGCAUCAAACCACUUCCACGAUCUACCCGCUGCAUGGCUUCGUAUCUAUUAACGCCCUCCUGCUCCCGUCGCGUGUCACAAUGUAUAGAACUUCUUUUAUUUAUGGAACCAGUGGAGGUCUUGUUUUAAUACAUAAGCUAUGAUAAUGAACUGCACAUUUAUUUCAGUGUGACUUUAUGUAGAAAUGAAGGUUGUGUCCUUUUAAAUGUUACCGUGGACACGAACCCUCGUCCCUCAAUGCCGCGUUCGCUCUAAGCGGGGACUUCUAUGCAAAAGUGCUUUUCUUUGCAUGCUGCCAUUGUAUUUCAGGCUGACGCAAAUUUCCACGUAACUAUGCCAAAUGUCCACUAUAAGGACUUUUAAAAUGCUAUGCAAGUUUCCAUUUAAUAAAGCUCUUUAAUAUCC